Xenopus laevis (African clawed frog) is the source of this 3013-nucleotide messenger RNA. RefSeq names its product BRCA1-associated ATM activator 1 L homeolog (gene brat1.L). Bases 139 to 2610 code for a protein of 823 amino acids. NCBI's taxonomy places the organism in Eukaryota, Metazoa, Chordata, Amphibia, Anura, Pipidae. Gene Ontology annotation, cellular component: nucleus; cytoplasm. The record is from RefSeq and is a predicted model, not a curated record. Gene Ontology annotation, biological process: DNA damage response; cell population proliferation. The transcript is spliced from 14 exons.
GAAAGAUUACGCUCGGCUACGGUAUUCCCAAAAUAAAAAUGGUGGUUAUAGAGUCACCCAUGUGAACGUCGCUUGUCAUGUGUUUAUUACCGCGAGUCUUUCCUUGAAUUUCCAAACGUGUUCUGCUAGGUGGUUCCUAUGGAUGCACAGUGCUCCCAGCUGCUGCCCCAUGUAUGUGGGGUACUUGCUGACAACAGGCAACCUAUGACGGAUAGCUCCUGCUUUGAGAAACUGCUGGAUUGGUUUACCUCUUUGCUUAAUAAAGUCUCAGCGGAGCAGCUGCUGGAGGAGAAUCAAUGCAUCCUGAUGCUUUUUCAACAUGUCUUGAGUGUUGGAGACCCUGAUCCAAAUCUUCUUACUUUUUCCAUGCGCCUCGUGGGAAUGCUUGCAGGGCAUGAACCAGGAUUUAAGUAUCUACUGAUGAAGAAUAUUGUGCAACGUAUGUUUGGUGAAAAUAUCUAUACACAUGAGCUAUGGAGAGAUGCAUCAGUCAGAAGGGCCUGGAUCCACGGGCUGCUCAGCAUGGUUCAACAUAAGCAAGCUGUUUUCUUUUUGUCAGAAUCAGGAAUUAUAGAGGUGAUGCUAAAUCUACAAAUGGAUUCCAGCCUUUUUGUUGCCUCUGCCUCCAACCAACUAGUAGCUCACAUAUUUCUAGUGUGUCUGAAGAUGGAACUAGAAAAUUCGGAAUGCACAGAGAUUGCUAAUUGGCCAGAAAGUGCUCAAACAAUCUUAACAUUUCUGGAGAAGUCACUGAUGUCUGGGAGUUCUUUCUCUGUAACUCAGGCAAUCAAAGCUCUUACUUUAGUUUAUAACGGCUGUACAGAUUCAUUGUCUGCAAUUUUGUGGUCGUGUAUAGCAGUAGCAGUAAAUUCUCUUCUUGACCAGAAAACAGUUCAUGGCGCCAAGCAUUUUGAAGAACUUCUUCUUUCUGUAGCAAGGUUUCCUGCAUUCGCUAAUCCAGAAAGUGACCUAUGGAUUCUGAUAAAGCGUGCCCUGAAAAACUUAAAUCCUUUACAGUCAGGCUCCUUAGCACUGGGAAUUCUAAAGUUAGAAAACUGCCCCCAGGCAGUCAGUCUGCAAGCAAUGUGUGUGCUUCUUCAUCCACUCGACUGUGUGUUAAAAGCAUCUGUCUCCUGUGGUCAGCCAGGUAUGCUUGAUGAACUUGUGUCUGAUCCUGCUGAGGUUGACAAACUGUUAUCUACCAAGCCUUCUUGUGUGGCUCUGCUGUGCCAAUGUCUGUGCCAUCUCCACCAGCUCUGCCAUAUGAGUUCACUUAGCAUCAAAAUACCCCAUGAGUCUGUGCUGAACUGUGUAGUCACAGUGUUGCAGUUCUGCAUUGGUCAAGCAUCUUCAUCUGUAGGAUCCAACCUCUGCAGGUUCUUGAUAGGAUGCCUCAAGGUACAAAGACCAGCGCUGGACGCCCUUGGAUCACUAGCACUUUGGCCACUGAAUCAGCAUUCUUUACUGAAAAUCUACAAUGUAUUGCUAGCUUACCUUGAGAAUCCAGAGACAGACCCAAUGGUUCUAAAAAAGAGUCUCCAGGCCUCCUUAAAAUGGCUGCAAGUCUCUUCAGUCUCAUCAGACAGUGAACACUGGCAUUGCAGCUGCAGGUUUCUGCAAGAUUUGUUUCCAGUUCUUAUGAAGCGUAUGUGCAGUCCAUCAUGGGAAAUUCGGGAUUCCACUUUAGAAUUCCUUGCACUUCUUAUAGACUCGGUGAAAGAAAAAGGAGAAUUCCAGAAAGUUCUUCAAACUUCCAGAGUUUUGCAGCUUGUGCUAGAGUUGCUGAAGGAUCCUGAGAGCUAUGUACGAGCAAGUGCAGUGUCCUGCCUGGGCAAAAUCGUCACUAUUACUCACCUUUAUCCUGCAUUGUCUGAAGAAAGCUGGUUACCAAUUAACAAUGAGGAUAUUGUGUCACAUCUCUUGGAUAUUUUAUCUCAAGACACAGAGGGUUUCCCCAGAAGAGCUGUAGUAAAGGUUUUUACUGAAUGGCUUAAACGGGGUGACAUGCAGCAUUUAAAGGACCCAAAGCAAACUCUCUCCAGGAUUCUGGAAGUGACCCGCAACGAUUUGGAUUGGGAAGUUAAAGUCAAUGCACUUGAUCUUGCGGAUGUGUUUAUGGAUCAAACGCUUGCUAUUUGGAAUUUCAGUAGUUGUCCAUACACAGUAGAUUUGCAUUGUAACACCAGUAAUAACCCGACGACUGAAGCAAUACAAAAAUGUGAUGAAGUUGGACUCUUUCAGUUUCUACUGAGCAGCCUCUGUGACUGUGAUAGGCCAGUAGCAUUGAGAUCCUGUGAUAUGCUUUGUGCUUUGAAGGCAAAGUUAUGUGAAGGAGAGUCGGCAACAGAAUAUGUACCCUCGGAGCUCUAUGAUAUAGACUGGCUGGAAAGUAUACUAAAGGAUAGAUGUCUUAAAGGCCACAAAAGUAGUAACAGUGUGGCACAGGAGGCAAGCUGGCUGACUGACAUUUUGAAGAAAAUUGAUUUGGUCAGCCUAAAAAUCUCUCUAUCAAUGGGUAGUGGUCAUGUACACGAAACACCACAAUCACUUUUGUAUGAUAUCAAGGCUUCAUUGUUGGGUCUAGAGGAACACGAUGCAGAUUGCUACUAAUCAGGAAAUCUAGGUCUGUUGAUUAUUAACAUGUAAACAGUUGCUACCUGCUACAUAUUACUAACCAGUUAAGUUAUAAUGUCCUAACUUGGUCAAUGGGAACAACAUUUAUGCAACAUAUGCAUUCUUAAAAACAAUGGAAAAUUUGCUCAAAGCACAAUUUAAAGGGACUGAUUUGUAUUUGUCUAAUGGAAAAUUAUAAUAUUAAUGUACAAUGUGGUUCCUGCUGCAAAACUGCUCAUACGUAUACAGUUAGGCCCAUAAAUCUUUGGACACAGACCACUUUUUUCUAAUUUUGGUUCUGUACAUUACCACAAUGAAUUAUAUAAAACAACUCAGAUGCAGUUGAACUGCAGACGUCCAGCUUUAAUUCAGUGGGUUGAAUAAAGAGAUUGCAUAAAAA